Thecamonas trahens ATCC 50062 is the source of this 1686-nucleotide messenger RNA. RefSeq lists its product as uncharacterized. The coding region runs from base 34 to 1686 and encodes 550 amino acids. Gene Ontology annotation, molecular function: protein binding. NCBI's taxonomy places the organism in Eukaryota, Apusomonadida, Apusomonadidae. The record is from RefSeq and is a predicted model, not a curated record. The transcript is spliced from 2 exons.
ACCACACGCCCACACCUACCACCCACCGCGCCUAUGGCGAGCGCACAGCACCUUCCGCGCGAGAUUCUGCUGCUCAUCUUCUCGCACUGCUCUACCCUCACCCGCAUCCGCGCCCGCAGCGUGUGCAAGACUUGGCACGCCGCCGUGUCGGACCCGUACCUGUGGAAGACCGUCGCCGUCGCCGACAUGCUCAUCCCCUUCCCGGCCGUCGAUCACGCCUGGCUGAGCACCUUUGCCGAGGCCCCGUACCUGUCGGCCGUCACCACUGUCGACUUUUCGUUCUGUGUCGCCUUUGAUGGCCACAUGCUGGCCAAGCUCGCUUCGCUCAUGCCGCGGACGACCAGCCUCGUCCUCGAGGGCUGCACCGCUCUCGGUCCGUCCUCGCUCGCCCUCCUCGCUCCGCCGUCGUCGCACUUUCCCAGCCUCACCUCGCUCAACAUCUCGUCGAUUUCCAAGCUUAACAUGGGCAACGAGACGCUGUCGCUGCUGCGAAGCCUGCCGACUUCGCUCACCGCUCUUGAUCUCUCGCGCACCUCGCUGCUGUUCGGCUACCUUCCGCUCGCCCAUCUGACCAACCUCUCGUCGCUGAUCAUGCGUGCCUGCACCAGCACGGGGCUGAGCUGGCAUGCCGCUCUGCCUGACUUUAGUCCUGAUCAAAUGCUCUCGCCCUCGCUCACCGAGCUGUGUCUCGACGAGAGCCGCGGCUUCAACAGCAGGCGGAUCACUCAAGCCCUCACCCACGUCACCGCACUGAAGACGCUUUCUGUUCGCCGCUGCAGCAGCUUUUCGGGGACGGCCAUUGCAGACGUGCUCGCGCAGAAUCCAAACAUCAACAAGUUGGUCGCCGAUAACCUCUCAGUUGGCGACCAGUUCGCGCAACACCUCGCUGCAACUUGCAGCUCGCUCACCAGCCUCGCGCUCUCGUUUACAAGCGUGACCGAUGUUGGCUUCACUCAUAUCGCCGAUGCUAAUCCCAAACUCCGCCUGCUCAACGUUCAGUUCUGCUCGCUUAAUCCAGCGCUGUUCAGCUCACUCGUGGUGAGGCUCCCGGCCCUCACCUCAAUCACUCUCUCGCGGUGCCAUGUGCCGACAGACGGCAUCUUUGCCAUUGCUGACUCGUGCCACUUGCUCCAGCACAUUGACCUUGACCCAGCGUUUGUCGAGGCCCACGCCAUAUACUAUCUUGUCGAGCAGGCUCGUGACUUGGUCCGCAUCAACGGAACGCCUAUCGACGACCGCGACGCGUGGUCUAUCAUCACUGGGGACACGCCCAUCACGCCCAACUCGAUACAUGCCGUCCGUCUUAAGGAUGGAGUCAUUGGCGUCGAGCUUGGACUUCGCUUCCCAGAUUUGGACCUCGAUCCGGCCAAGCUCUUUGGACUUGCGCCGCUCCCGUCGCUCCGCAGCAGCUCGACAUCCGGCGCGGCGCUGCCUACCUCUGCACGCGCUGCCGAUCGCGGCGUCCAAAACUUUCCCUUUCGUCCAACACGUGUCAAGGACUCCUCACGUGAUACCAGCGUUGUCAUCCACUGCAUCGUUGCCCAGGAACCGUACCGCGACCGGGCGGUGUCGUUGGAGGAGCUGCGCGCGCACUAUUACGCUUGUUACGCCAACGCUGCGUGCCGCCCGAUUGCCUGGACCACCGUGGCGGCGGCGCUCGAUGACAAACCGGCUUUGCCAUCGUAA